Oncorhynchus gorbuscha (pink salmon) is the source of this 1340-nucleotide messenger RNA. RefSeq names its product bladder cancer-associated protein. NCBI's taxonomy places the organism in Eukaryota, Metazoa, Chordata, Actinopteri, Salmoniformes, Salmonidae. The transcript is spliced from 3 exons. The record is from RefSeq and is a predicted model, not a curated record. Bases 399 to 662 code for a protein of 87 amino acids.
UGCCGAUAAACCCCACCGAAGAAGGAGAAUUCGUGUCUCUUUCUUUUGUAACAUCUCUGGAGUGGUCAAGCUACGGUUUCUCUGACAGCAAUAUUGGAUAAGGAUCAAUAGAAUAAAGCCUGAAAAAUAUUUGACAUUUUGACGGGAGGGGACCCUCUGGCGCCGCCUCUUCCUCUCUGGGAUUGCUACGCAGUCGUCUAGGCAGCAGCAAUGGAGUCCAUCAAGAAAACUAUCAAGAAUGAACCUGGAAACUGACAGGCCUAACCUGAAGGUAAACGGUUACAACCUGCUCCCACGUCACAUCUGCCGUGGUUGGGAAACCUCACUGUGUGACAUUCCACCUAGCCCUGUGGCCAACUGAUUGAGCUUGGUGUGAUUUCGCGUCCCCCUCGCAGACAAUGUACUGCCUUCAGUGGUUGCUCCCAGUCCUCCUCAUCCCGAAACCCCUGAAUCCGGCCUUAUGGUUCAAUCACUCAAUGUUCAUGGGCUUCUACCUGCUCAGCUUCCUUCUGGAGAGGAAGCCAUGUACCAUUUGUGCCUUAGUGUUCCUGGCAGCCCUGUUUCUCAUCUGCUACAGCUGCUGGGGAAACUGUUUUCUGUACCACUGCCAUGACUCCACACUGCCAGACUCUGCACACGACCCCAGCAUUGUGGGUAACUAAGAGGAUCCCACUGACACUAGGAGCACACGGACCCUGGACAAUCUCUAUCUAGGCUGUGAAUAAAAUCCCCCAGUUGACUGUUGAGAUGCUGAGAAACCUAGACAGUGUCCGGAUUCUCAUCCCCUCUGCCCUUAGUGUACAUUUGUUCACUUCCCUUCAUGGAUUUCAAAGGAAUUGACUGUUGCAAAAAAUAGGGUGGUAAUUCCCUCUCACACGAUUACACCAAUCCAGUGCAUUUAAAUGCAUGGGGAGGAGUGCAUAUGUAAACUUUCCAGAAAAGGGCCUAUCCUGCCCAUAUCCCUCCUCACUACUGCCCUCCACCCCUGCCUUUAUCCCCUGGUCUUGAGUGAACCACUGGACUCACAUUUGCAAUGGUUGCCUUUAUAGUUUUCAUAUGUCUUGCUAAUACAUCAAUUUUAAUUACAGAAUGCUGAAAGUUUCCAAAGGGUAGAAAUUGUGUGUGUGUUAGUCAGCAUUUUCACAAGUCAUACUAUAAGAAUGUUAUGGUAGCAGGAAGGUGAACAUGAAUAUCCUGCGUCCUUGUUGAGCUUUAUUGACGUCAAGAGCAGAAGAGUGAUGUGAACCAUUUUCAUGUCACUUCCUCUGCAGAGCUCAAAUGUUACCACAGCUUUUAAUUUAUUAAAGUUCAACGUCUGAAGGUGUUAUCAUUGACCAUGA